Messenger RNA from Cicer arietinum (chickpea), 1810 nucleotides. RefSeq lists its product as uncharacterized. The record is from RefSeq and is a predicted model, not a curated record. NCBI's taxonomy places the organism in Eukaryota, Viridiplantae, Streptophyta, Magnoliopsida, Fabales, Fabaceae.
UUGAUUUUGAUUUUUUGUGUUUAUUUAUUUCUAAAUAUAUCAAAAAAGAAGAAGAAAUGAAUGGAGAAGAUCUGAAUUGUAUUUGUAUGUAGUGUUGAUGCUAGGUGUCAUUUCCUUUUUACUCUUUAUUCUUUUUUAUUUCUUUCUUCUUUUGUCUUGUGCUUUUUUUGUUUGUGUCUCUGCAUUCCGUUUUGAAUUCAACCAAAGGUUGUCUUUCUUCUACUGCACAACUUCAGCUACAACACACACACUACACUACACUAUACUCUUUCGUUCAAUUCUUUUCUAGGGUUUCAUUUCAACACUACUCUCUAUUCUCUACCAUUAUACAAUGUUCAACUUCUUAAUUAAUAAAGACGCUAGAAAGAUUCUCAAACGCAAAGAUAGCGAUGCUGGUGAAAAAGGAAGGGCUUUGGAAGACUUGAGAGCCUCUCUCUUUAAUCAAUUCCAUUUCUCCGACGUUGCAAAACGUCAACAGCGGCGUAUAUGUGGUCCAGCUACUGCACUUACCUUCAAUUUUGUGGUUGCAGUUGGUAUUAUAUUCGUAAACAAAAUGGUGCUUCAAACUGUUAAAUUCAAAUACCCUAUACUUCUCACACUAAUUCACUAUGUAGUGAGCUGGUUUUUAAUGGCAGUAUUAAAAGCGUUUUCUUUACUACCCGCGUCUCCUUCCUCAAAAUCAACUCCAAUGUCAACAUUAUUUACUCUUGGAUUUGUUAUGUCUCUAUCUACUGGCUUUGCUAAUGUUAGCUUGAAGUAUAAUAGCAUUGGUUUCUAUCAGAUGGCAAAGAUUGCAGUGACGCCAUCAAUAGUUUUUGCAGAAUUCAUAUUGUAUAGGAAGAAAGUAUCUUUGCCGAAGGUGUUAGCAUUGACAGUCGUAUCUAUUGGCGUAGCUGUGGCUACUGUGACUGAUCUGCAGUUUCAUUUAUUCGGUGCUUGUGUCGCACUUGCAUGGGUUGUACCCAGUGCUGUAAACAAGAUCCUCUGGUCUAGAUUGCAGCAGCAAGAAAACUGGACAGCCUUGUCGCUGAUGUGGAAAACAACACCUAUUACUUUGGUUUUCCUCGCGGCUAUGUUACCCUGCUUAGACCCUCCAGGUGUACUCUCCUUCGAUUGGAACUUAAGCAACACUUUGGUGAUUUUUGGAUCAGCCAUUCUUGGAUUCUUGCUGCAGUGGUCUGGUGCUUUAGCACUAGGUGCUACGUCUGCUGUAUCGCACGUUGUCCUCGGGCAGUUCAAGACAUGUGUCCUGCUUCUAGGAAACUAUUAUCUCUUCGGAUCUAAUCCUGGCAAAAUCAGUAUCGGAGGCGCGUUCACAGCCAUCGGCGGUAUGUCUGUUUACACUUACCUUAAUUUGAAUCAGCAAUCAAACAAGGCUUCUCCUCGACAGGCUUCCGUAUUACCCAAAUCAAAACUUGGCAAAGAAAAUGGAAGCACCCACGAUGAACAUUAUGGUGCAGAGUCUGUCUAACUCGCUGGGCCAAUCUACACUAUGAAGUGAUAUGACCCGUUAACCAAACCUUUUUUAUUUUUAUUUUCUUGUUUCUAGAUUCUCAUCUAACCAUUUUGAGGUGUUAGAGAGUGAUGUGUCAACUAUAAUAUAUAAUCAGAGACAAAAUAGACACUGUCUCAUGUAUCGAUUUUACAUGGCAGCUAGUGCGCUUUAGUUCAAAACUUGGAACACCAUCUGUAUAUAGGAGGUAGCAGCUGCAUUAUGUUGUAAUAGAAAACAAAAAUUUCUUUGUACCUUUUAUGGCUCUCAUCAUUUGCUGCAAUUUGUUAUGGAGCAUAUAUGGCUACCAUUUUUGAA